Messenger RNA from Odontomachus brunneus, 6016 nucleotides. RefSeq names its product histone demethylase UTY (gene Utx). Gene Ontology annotation, molecular function: RNA polymerase II cis-regulatory region sequence-specific DNA binding; protein binding; chromatin DNA binding. NCBI's taxonomy places the organism in Eukaryota, Metazoa, Arthropoda, Insecta, Hymenoptera, Formicidae. The transcript has 12 exons. Gene Ontology annotation, cellular component: MLL3/4 complex. Gene Ontology annotation, biological process: regulation of gene expression. The record is from RefSeq and is a predicted model, not a curated record. Bases 959 to 4546 code for a protein of 1195 amino acids.
CAGGCGCGUCAGUCGCGCGAGAACCUUCGACGUGUGGAGGUGUCUCCCCGCGCUCCGCGUGUGCACCAUCGCCGCUCUCUCCCCCGUCUCUCUCCCCACCCAACACGCGCGCGCGACGCAUCACUGCCACUAGUAUAAUAGCCACAAUACUGCCGUACUGUACUGAGCUGCGUGCAUAUAUAUAUAUAUAGAGAGAGAGAGAGAGAGAGAGAGAGAGAAAGAGAGCGCGCGCCAUCGCGAUAUUGUGAAACUCUGUGAGGGAUUGUCGUUGUCGUCCAAGUGCGAGAGUGGAAGAACGCGCGUGACAAGACGGGAAGGAAGGUGGACGUGCUCGUUCGCGAGUGCUCCUCGAACGUGUGAAAGAAAUUGAGAGAACUGUGUCGAGCGAGCUGUGUCGAGCGAGCUGUGUCGUGCGCUCGUUCUUUUCGACACUCAUCUUCUCGUUGUCGUUGGUGCGUCUUUCUCUCUUUCUCCCAUGCCGCUCGUUCAACGUUAAACACUACGUACAUUGCCGGAAGCACGUACGCGCGCGCGCGCGCGCGCGAGCAAGCGAGCGAGCGAGCAACUCGCGAUCCGUCGCGCGUUGCUCCUUUGGCUUGACGAGAGCGUCGUGGUCGUCGUGGUCGUCGUCGGGGCCAUGAGGCAUCGCUGAGUCCACGGCGUUGCGUCUGGGGAAGAAGGAGGAAGAGCAAGUAAGCCAGCAAAAGCAAGCAGGGACGACGACGAGGGAGACGGAAGAAGUGGGAGGCGUUGCUUUAUCGGAGUAUAUCGGAGAGCAGGCGAUUCUCAACGACGGUCGCGCGUCGAGAUUUAAACUGCCGCCACCGCCGCCGCCGUCGUCGUCGUCACCGCAUCAGCCACUAGGCGAUUUAAAUGGGCCGUGAAAGCGUUUCAGCAGUUGCUAUGGGUAGAACCAGGAUUCCCACGGGCCUGCGAAGUUCACCUACGGCUCGGCUUGAUGCUGAAGGUCCACGCUGACUUCGACGCCGCCUUGAAACACCUGACCCUCGCCUUGAUCGAUGCCACAACACCUGCUUCCUUCUCCAAGCUCGAAAUCAAAUUCCAUAUCGCUCAUUUGCACGAGGUUCAGGGCAAAUAUCGCUUGGCCAAGGAGCACUACGAGGCCUUGCUGAAGGAGAAGGCUUUACCGUCGCAUUUAAAGGCCGACAUUUGCCGUCAACUAGGAUGGAUGUACCAUGUGGUUGACUGUGCAAUACUGGGAAUAACGAGACAGCAGAAGCAAACCUUAGCUAUCCACUGCCUGCAGAAGUCUAUCGAAGCUGAGCCGAAGAGCGGACAGAGCCUGUAUCUGUUAGGACGUUGUCUGGCAGCGUCCGGGAAAGUGCACGAUGCAUUCGUCGCGUACAGAAAUUCCGUCGAGAAGUCGGAAGGAAACGCCGAUACGUGGUGCAGCAUAGGAGUCCUCUACCAGCAGCAGAACCAGCCGAUGGACGCGUUACAGGCCUACAUAUGCGCGGUUCAGCUAGACAAGUCACACUCAGCCGCUUGGACUAAUCUCGGCAUACUGUACGAAAGCGUGAGCCAACCGAAAGACGCUCUGGCCUGUUACGUCAACGCAUCCAGGGGUAACAACAACGCAGCAAAUUGUACGGGUCCAUUGGCGGGCCUAGGUGGCGUCAAGUCCGGUGGCAAUACUCCGAUGAACCCGUCCCUCCAACAGCGCAUCAACUUUCUGCAGAAUCACCUAAGUCAAGGACCAAUGCCUUCCAUCGCUACCAAGAGACGGCAGUUGCCGCCGAUUGAAGAGGCCUGGAACUUGCCGAUCAGUGCGGAAAUGUCCAGUCGGCAGCAGCAGCAACAGCAAACACCGGGCGGGCCCUCCUACAAGUAUGGUACUGCACCUUCUGGCCCGCCACCGCCUUAUCCCCAGGCCCAGUCUCAAACCAAGCGAUUCAAGCCUGGCGAGGAAGCGAUAUCGGCGAGCGCGCCGCAACGGCCGCCGCCGUUUUAUAUGUCUCCGCAGCAGCUGCAGACGCUACAUUUCCUGCAACAGAAUCAUAGUCAAUUGACGUCGCAGCAGCAGAUCUUGUUGGCCCAGCUGCAACACCAGUAUCGGACGAUGCAGCAACAUCAGCAGCAGAUCAGGCUGCAACAGCAACAAGCGGCGCAACGGGGCCUCAGGCCCGGCCAGCCCGGUUAUCCCGCCGGUUACGGCCAUCCUCAAAUCAGCGGCCAAGCCGGCAUUAUUAAGAACUAUGGGAUACCACAGCAACCGUUGCAGCAAGGAGGUACUGUCGCGUUGCAAACGGGCUUCUCUGAUUCUAACGUUGGCUACAGCGCGGCAGCAACCGGGAACACGCAGACACCAGGCAUGCCUUACAAAUCCGCAUCGGAUCCAAAUUAUCCUCAACCUCAGCCUCAACGGCAAAUUGGCGGUAGCGCACAGUACAGCCAGUAUCAGCAGAGUCAAUUCGCCGCUCAGGGUUAUUCGCAGAUUUCAUCGACGACGAGUAGUUAUCCAGAGGGUUCAGCGGCGAACAAGGACCUGGGCGUCACAGACCAGGAGCUGCAAGCGCUGCUAUCCCAGAAGGAUAUCGCUACAUCGCUGGCGGAGGACCUGCUCAAGCACUUUGGCUCAGAGGAUUUAGACGUAAAAGAGGAACCGCCAACUAGCAUUAUGAACAACAAUGGUGCUCUCAGUUCUGGACCUUUCUCCCCAUCAAAUCUUGAGGAAAAUGCGGAUAAGACAAAGGAAGUCGUGAAGGUGGAGAAAAGUGAGGAGCCGUCGAAAGCGGCCGAGGCGUACGAAACAAAUGACAUAAAGCCGCCAACGCUUCCGGCACCGCGACCACCGUCGACGCCGUCGACGGAAACGGUGAAAUGCGAACAGACUAUGAGCGCGAACAAAACCGGCGAGUCGACUCCGAAAAUGGAGCCGGUGUUAAAGCUCGAGAGUUUGUGCGAAUCGCAGCCGGAAUUGGAGCUGAACAUUGAUAUGGACGCCAAGACGAUCGUGGAAGCGUGUCGUGGUCAGGGGGUGAAUGGCGUGCCAAAUUGCUCGAUAUUGAGUGACCGUUCGCCGCCACCAGCCCCUCCGGACCCGCCGAGUCAACGAUUGACGAAGGAGCAAUUGUUACCACCCACACCCAGCGUUUAUCUGGAGAACAAGAAGUGUGCAUUCAGUCCGCAGCUACAAGAAUUUUGUCUAAAGCACCCAAUCGCCGUGGUACGUGGACUCGCUGCUGCACUUAAGCUGGAUUUAGGUCUGUUCUCGACCAAAACGCUGGUGGAAGCGAAUCCAGACCACGGUAUUGAGGUUCGUACGCAAAUGCAGCAGCCAAGUGAUGAGAACUGGGAUCAGCAGUUCACCAAGAAAGUAUGGAACUGCAUCAGCCAUCGCAGUCACACCACUAUUGCAAAAUACGCACAGUAUCAGGCCAGUAGUUUUCAAGAGAGUUUGAAGGAAGAGCGCGAGAAGUCGCAAGGUGUACAUACAUCCAACCUGUCCGAUUCCGACUCGAAGGAUAGCACGGGUCAAGUUACAAAACGGAAGAAGAACACCGUCGGUCUGGCCGGCCGACAAGGUUCAAAGAUGUUGCGUUUUGGCACGAAUGUUGAUCUAUCGGACGACAGGAAAUGGAAACCGCAACUGCAAGAACUGAUGAAACUACCCGCCUUCGCUAGAGUCAUAUCGGCUGGCAAUAUGCUCAGUCAUGUGGGCCACGUGAUCUUAGGAAUGAAUACCGUACAGUUAUAUAUGAAGGUACCUGGCAGCAGAACACCUGGCCACCAGGAGAACAAUAACUUCUGUUCCAUCAAUAUCAAUAUCGGACCGGGAGAUUGCGAAUGGUUCGCCGUGCCUGAUGCUUACUGGGGCGUCAUAUGCUCGUUAUGUGAGCGCAACGGCAUCAAUUACCUACACGGCAGCUGGUGGCCAUCUCUGGAAGAUUUGUACGAGGAGAAUAUUCCAUUAUACAGGUUCGUACAACGACCGGGUGACUUGGUCUGGGUGAACGCAGGAUGUGUGCACUGGGUGCAAGCGGUCGGCUGGUGCAACAACAUCGCGUGGAACGUCGGCCCUCUCACAGCGAGACAAUAUCAGCUCGCCAUCGAGCGCUACGAGUGGAACAAGCUACAAUCGUUCAAGUCCAUCGUGCCGAUGGUGCAUCUAUCGUGGAAUUUAGCUCGCAACAUUAAGGUGUCGGACCCGCGUCUGUUUGAGCUGAUCAAAAAUUGCCUGUUGAGAACUAUGCGACAAUGCUGUCUUAUAUUGGACUUUGUGAAGAGCAAGGGUGUGGAGGUGCGCUUCCACGGUCGUGGCAAGAACGAGGCUUCUCAUUAUUGCGGACAGUGUGAGAUCGAAGUGUUCAACAUUUUAUUUAUCCGGGAGCAGGAGAAACGGCAUGUUGUUCAUUGUAUGGAGUGUGCAAGGAAACAAUCGCCAUCCUUGGAAGGAAUUGUCUGCUUGGAAGAAUACAGCAUGCACGAACUCAUGGACGUUUAUGAUGGUUUCACUCUGCACACGUCACCAUCGACUUCUGCUUCAACGGCGUUGUCUACAACGAACAAUGCGCAGUCCUCCUGAGGUUACAUGCAGCACAGAUACUUGGACUUCCUGGGUACGCUGUCGCAAUGACAGCCCGGGCAGUGCGAAUUCUGUGUUUUAGUUGAUGAAAUGCGACAAGACACUUCUUCUUACGAUAAGCAUUAUCCGUGUACCUGAGAGCUACUCUAAACGAGCCGCGAUCGACUCGGUGGCUGUUAUAGGCGUUAGGUGAUAACUCUGUCUGAAACACAAAGUGAGUUCAAAACCGUUAAAGAGGAACGUUUUAUCAAUUCGUGACGACUAUCGUGACAGCCUCUCGAGUCGAACCCCGGCGAGAAGAGGAGGGAGGGACCCCUCGCGUUCGAGAAGCAAUUCCGAGAAUGUGGCUUGCACCUCGUGAGCCGCAAGUUAGUUAGCGCCGUUUGUACAAAAAGGAAAAUCUCGUUAGCUCGCUACUUCUAGAAAUCGUGGAGUGGUCGCCGUGGAUUCUCCCCCUCCCCGCCUUGUAAAUACGCAACGGCGACCACGUUUGUAUCCGUAUAGCUCUCGGGUAUUGGUGAGAAGAAUCGAGGGAAGACUGUCGGGAGAAGAAUAAGCGUGAAAUGAAAAAUUGAGUAAAAAGAAAAAAACGAGAGAAGCUCGCGACAUCGUCGUGCGACGGUUUCCAUUUUCGUGUUCGCGCAUUUGACUAAUUGGUUGCCGCCCGUGUUUGACGAUCGGGUUCUUCGUUAUCGUCGUAAUCUUUAAUUAAACUUUUUGUGAUUCGAUAGCUUAGAACACGCUUUACGAUAAACGCGUCGCGAUAUUUAUUUUAUUGAAAUCGUUUUUUUUUUUUUGCUCUUUGUAUUUUAAUCUACACGAUUAGUUCCGUAAAAUGUGAAGAAGUACAAGACUACGCAUGCGGAAAGGAUGACGCGGUAAUGCGAUUCACUGCCACUUACGAAGAAGACACUGAGAGUGAAAGAGCGAAUAUGAGAAAAAAAAAGAAAGAAAGAGGAUCUAUUUGCUCUGUAUACGUAUAUGAGAAUCGCCGACGAACAAUCGUUGAUUAAUCAUUAGGGAUACGCGCGCAGGCACUUGCCAAGACGCGGACUUGCUCAAACUAUUGUAUUUGUACAUUUUUUUAUACGAGUCGGCGUCGAAAUUAGGAGAAAAAAGGGGAAAUUAACAAGAGGAUAUCGUUAAAUCAUGGAACGAUCUUUACUGCCAAUCAAAUGUUAUGCUCGUUAUUAAACGUCUCUCGGACGAGACGUUUAAUCUUUUAAUCGCAUAGAAUGAAAUUUGAACGUGUUAAAAUUUAAUCAUUGUUGUUUUCACAAGAAUCAAGUCCUUGGAAAGCCUUUUUGCGUACGAAAUUUUUUGAUCUCGCAGUGACGCACCCGCGAGAAGUUGACGUGAAAAAAGCGUAUAUAAAUUGUAUCUCACGUUCGACAAAAUCUUUUUCGAUAUCUCAUCACAUUUAUACACAAAUUAUAUACCAAUUUAUUGAUUAAAUUCAGCUUUAAAGUA